Thunnus maccoyii (southern bluefin tuna) is the source of this 3794-nucleotide messenger RNA. It is a transcript of the gene brd8a, whose product is annotated as bromodomain containing 8a. The transcript has 19 exons. The record is from RefSeq and is a predicted model, not a curated record. Bases 411 to 2927 code for a protein of 838 amino acids. Gene Ontology annotation, cellular component: NuA4 histone acetyltransferase complex. NCBI's taxonomy places the organism in Eukaryota, Metazoa, Chordata, Actinopteri, Scombriformes, Scombridae. Gene Ontology annotation, molecular function: protein binding.
UCUGGUUGAACCAUCAUUACUGUGGUGGGCGUGUACCAACAGCACAGUCCGCUGCUAGCUCGGUUAAAAAUGAUAAUGACAUCAGUAAGCUAAAUUUUCCUUCUUUGGCUAUCAGUUGGUAGCAUAGACUCUGUUCAGGUUAACACGAAAUUUAGCCGUUUUUGCGACACUUUGCAGAGAAAAGCGAAUAUAGCUGUCGAGCUAGCUGGUUAAUCCUUAAAUGACCAAUAACGCUAGCUAAAACGCACGAGACUGUGGUGUGUAUAACGGACAACGGUGCACGCUAACGUUAGAGAGAUAAAUCUGGGAAAAGCCUUAACAUCCAUGUUAGCGUCCAUCAUUUUAUUCCAGGCAUCGUUUUCGGAUCUCACCAGCGUUAUUAAUUGCUGGGUUUCUACCUACGAGGAUGUAUGGGAUGUCGGGAUGACAGGAAGAUGGCAAACGGGGUUGGAAAACACAAGCUGCUUGUCAUUGGACCAACAGAGCCAUGGUCAGUGAGGGAGAAGCUGUGUUUGGCCACAUCUGUCAUGAAGAGUGGAGACCAGAACUGGGUAUCUGUCAGUCGAGCCAUCAAACCAUUUGCAGAGCCUGGGCGACCACCUGACUGGUUCUCUCAAAAGCACUGUGCCUCCAAGUACUCUGAGCUCCUGGAAAGAACAGAAGCCCCAAAGCGGAAGCGUGGAGAGAAGGGUGAAGUGGUGGAGACGGUUGAGGACGUGAUAGUACGCAGACUCACGGCUGAGAGGAUUGAUGAGCUAAAAAAGUUGAUCAAAGAAACACAAGAGAAGCACAGGAAGCUGAAGAGAGAGUCUGAACUGAUUCAAGCAGGUCAUCUAGAUUCCAAACUAGAGGAGUUAUGGGAGGAAAUUCUGCAGAAGAAGAAACUGGAGGAGGAGGAAGCAGAGUUGAAAAGAAAGACCACAGAUGUUGCUUAUCAGGCCAGACAGGUGGCAAAGAGCAUGCCUAAGCGAGUGCCCGGUGUCACCAUGCAUUCGCCCUCAGACUGCAGUUCUCCCGGCCAGGAGUUCUCACCAGGUGACCCACUCGAGUGCUUGACACUGGAUCAUGUAUCCACAAAGAAUGCUUCAGGAUCAGCCAGGUUAAUGUCAUUUGCCGAGUCGCCUGGAUCUGGUAAUGACGACAUCAGCCAUGGGUCACUUCUGGAUGACCCCACCCAAAAGAAGCUCCUUGGCCAGAGAGGCACACCACCACCAUCUCCACUUCUAUCAGAGUUACUGAAGAAAGGCAGUAUCUUGGCCACAAAUUCCAGACUGAUUGGGGAGAGUGAUGGGUCCACUGGUAGUUUGACAGGAGCACAUGACUUGCAACUGGCUCCACCUUGUCAGCCUCUCUCUCAGGCAACAGGUGCCCCAAUGUUGUCUCGUCUCCUGGAGGCAGGUCCCACCCAAUUUUCUGCUCAGUUAGGUUUCAUGGUCAGUCCAGAUUCUGCCUCCAGCACUCCUCUCUCUGCCGCCACCCCUGUUCCUGUGGACUCCACUGCCUCAGCAUGUACAGAGGUGGAUGUGAUGGUGCCGUCUGUGCCCCCUGGAUGCCAGCCUGCCUCUGCAGUGGAUAAGAUAUCAGAGCUCAGUGAAGAGGAUGUGACUGUGUCCUACAUGGGAGAUGAGCUGGACCUGAAGACAGUGGGAGACAUAAUCGCCAUCAUCGAAGACAAGGCAGAUGAGACUGCAGAGGCUUUGGAUGCAGCUGCAGUUGAGGCUGCUCUGUCCCUGUGUGAAGAGAAUGGCCACGCUCUGUCUGGUGCCUGGGAAGCUGAGCCUUUCCAGCCCCAUGAGUCUCACCCCGCAGUGCCCACAGGGGUCCCACAGUCCUCAUCUCUUCACAAUAGCCUGGCAGGGAAGACACAAGUGUUAGAGGUUCAGGGUGGGACUUCAGCUCCACUCUCCUCUCUGUGCGGUAGUCAAGAUAACUGUCUUGCAGCACUCCCAAUGGGACUAAGGGGCCUUCCUCCCACCUCCUUAUCCUCAUGCAACUCAAGGAGUUUGGAGCACUGCCACACUGGAGCACCUCCACAGCCUGAGGCAAUGAGAGAGACUGGAGAGGUGGUGCACCAGAAAAGCCAAAUUUCAUUGGACGUUACCAUAAAAUGUGAGAAUGAGAAGUGGGCACAGCAAAGACCUGAUAAACCCCAUGGAGACUCAGUAUUAGAAGAUAGCCCACUGACAGAAAGGCGUCCCAAGGAGAUGAGGGCAGAGGAUGGAGUAAGCGUUGGGGGAGGAAAGAAUGCCUCAGGGACUAAAGUGGACAAUGAGGUCAACGGGCCAGAAGUGUGUGGAGAAGAAGACGGGGAUGGGGUGGAGGGAUUCUUGUCAGAGGCAGAUGGGGAGACAGAGCUAGAACCUGCAGCCAGCGAGAGUGAGGACGGAUACAGCCUCCAUACUGCCUCCUCAUCUCUGCAGCUGCACACAACCGCAGACUCCAUCCCCAGCAGCCCUGCCUCAUCGCAAUUUUCUGUGUGCAGUGAGGACCUGGAAGCUCUACAGGCUCACAAGAUCUGGAAGAAAGCCAUUAUGCUGGUGUGGCGUGCGGCAGCCAAUCACAGGUAUGCAAAUGUCUUCCUGCAGCCAGUAACUGAUGAAAUUGCACCUGGAUAUCACAGUAUUGUGCACAGGCCCAUGGACCUGGCCACCAUAAAAAAGAACAUUGAGACUGGUUUGAUACGGACCACCGCUGAGUUCCAGAGAGACAUCAUGCUGAUGUUUCAGAACGCAGUCAUGUACAACAGCCUGGAUCAUGACGUGUACCACAUGGCGGUGGAGAUGCAGCGCGAUGUCCUGGAGCAGAUCCAGCAGUUUCUAGCUACCCAGCUCAUCAUGGAGACAUCAGAGUCUGGUAUCAGCGCCAAGAGCCUGAGGGGCCGUGAGAGCACGCGCAAACAGGACUCUACUGACAAGGUGCUUCACUAGAAUUUUGACAAAAGCAGAGAGUACAGAAGAAGAGACAAGGGACGGAGGCACCAGAGGGCGCCGUUGUGCCAUAGAAGCUGACCUCAAGAUGAAGAAGUGAAUUUACAGUAUGAAAAUAUUGUCCGACAGUGUCCCUGAGCUGAAGUGAAAGGUGUAAUACUGCAAGACUGAAUUUAUCCUCUGUCAGUUGCACAGAUUCUCUCACUCUGCAUAAUUUGCAAUGUAAUCCUUUACUUGCACUCUAUUUUAAAUGGGUAGACUGUAAUGUGGAGAAGAUCAUAUCUUCUGAGACAGCCAUACAGACAUGGAUUACAUGUAAUCCCAGAUUACAAGGGGGCAUCCAGGCAGACUAGGUCAAACCUUUCAUAGACGUAGCUGCAGAUCAUCCAGAGUUAGCCUGCACUGAAUCACAUCAGGUUGUAGAAAUGAAGAUAAGAGCCACUCCUAGCCUAAAAAAUGAACUGAAAUUAAGCCUACAGGGAACAUGGUUGAAUUUCAGAUUAGUGUAGUUUGCUUUGACAAUUACACUAUAUGUAAAACCAGAGGCCAAAGAGUCUGAUUAACCUAGAAUAGUCUGAGCCCAAAAACUGAAUGAUCAGGAGAGAACAUACUAAUUUCAAACAAAAACAUUUUAAUUGCUCAUAUAAAAUCAUUUGAUUUUUUUUCCUUCUAAUUUUAACUACUCUCAGACCAUUUUUAAAUAUGACUGUAUUGUUUGUGAUGAAUUGGUUCUAUCUAGGCUACUCCUCCAGUGAAACGGUACUUAAAUGCAUAUUCUGACUUAUUUUCAGUGUUUCUGACAAAAUGUCACGUUAAUUAUCUGUUUUGUGGACUUUGAACAAUAAAUCUUUAUAAAGAGCCCUCAAA